CACACUCUAAAGACUAAUUCAUUAUUAAUUUAAUUAUCCGGUGGCUCAUUCCCCAUUGGGAAACACACUCCGAUUGGCUGCUCCGGGAAGUGUUACCCUGUGAUUACAUAAGAGAUGACAUAAGAACAAUAACAAAUUCAAUUAAUACCCGUGAAUUUCAAUCUUUAAUACUGAGAACAAUUGAAGAUAACUAGUACAUCUCCAAACAACAGAUGCCAUACUAUGUAAAGACUGGACUGACAAAAGAACUACACACACUCACUCACCCUCCAAUACCAUGCCAAAUUCUAGAAAGUUAUCCGGUCUAUAUAUAGCUAAUGAGGAUAAAUUAAAAUUCACAGCUAUUGCAGAUUCAGAUGAUGAUUCAGAUGAUGAUAAUGAUCAAUUCUUGGAUCCAAAUUCAUUCAAUAUCCCAUCUGGAAGGAAAUUCUCCACCAUUUCAAGAAGAAACUCAGUCAGAUCGAAAAUUUCAAUAAAUGGUUCUGCAAAAGAUUCAACAAAUAUCCCAAUAACUCAAGAUUAUUCAUCUGAUUUAUCACAAAGAACUAUAAAUGAUUUUAAAGAGAUCAAUAUAUUGGGGAUUGGCUCAUAUGGUCGUGUUUACCUCGUUGAAGAUGUCUAUACCAAAAAACUUUAUGCUAAAAAGACAAUUAAAAAGGCCAAAAUUUCAAUUGAUGAAAAAUUAUUUAAAACUCAUAAAAAUGAACGUGAGAUUUUAUCAUCAAUAAAUCAUCCAUCUAUUGUUAAACUUUUCUAUAGUUUCCAUGAUUACCAAGAUAUAAAUUUCAUUUUAGAAUAUAUCCCAGGUGGUGAAAUUUUUUAUCAUUUAUCCAAAACUAAAAGAUUUAAUGAAUUUGAUACUGCUUUUUAUUUAGCUGAGAUUUCUCAAGCUUUAACCCAUCUUCACAAAGUUGCCGGUGUGGUUUAUCGUGAUUUGAAACCUGAAAAUGUCUUGCUGAAUGCUCAAGGCCAUGUUGUAUUGACUGAUUUUGGAUUAUCUUCAUUAGAUGAAGUUUGUCAUUCAAUCUUGGGCACCCCACAAUUCACUGCUCCUGAGGUUUUGAAAGGUGAGGAAUAUUCUUAUCCAGCUGAUUGGUGGUCUUUUGGUAUAAUGAUGUAUGAUAUGUUGGUUGGUGAAACCCCAUUUAGUGGGAAUAAUCGUGCAAAGAUUUUCAAUAAAAUAUUGAAAACAAAGUUAAAUAUUCCAGAUUAUUUAUCAGAAGAUGCUAAAGAUUUAUUAAGGAAAUUAAUUAAUAAAAAACCUGAAAAAAGGUUGAAGAUUGAUUCAGAUUUUGAAAAUUUAUCAAAUCAUAGAUUUUUCAGAAAGAUUGAUUGGGAAAAUUUAAGAAAUUUGAAACCUCCAAUCAUACCUGAUACUACAGACAUCAGUAAAGCUAAUAAUUUUGAUCAUGGUUAUAUCAAUCUCAUAUUGGCUAAAGAGGAGAAAAUUCUUGAUAAUGUGGAAGCUGAGAAUGACCAAUCGAAAAAUGAUGAAACCGAUCUAUUUGAUAAUGAAUUGUUUAAUGGGUUUAGCUUUGUUGCAUCAAAGAAUUUUUUGGAUACACACAUGUGAUUAAUCAAUUCCAAGAUUAUACAAUGAUGGAACACGGAGAGGUACAUCAACUUGACCAAAAAUCUAUGAUGUAUACAUGAAGAAACAUCACAGCUCUGCAAUGCUUUAUCUAGCAGUCAACAUGGCAUACCA
Hansenula anomala is the source of this 1705-nucleotide messenger RNA. RefSeq lists its product as uncharacterized. The record is from RefSeq and is a predicted model, not a curated record. Gene Ontology annotation, molecular function: ATP binding; protein serine/threonine kinase activity. The transcript has a single exon. Lineage: Eukaryota; Fungi; Ascomycota; Saccharomycetes; Phaffomycetales; Wickerhamomycetaceae. Gene Ontology annotation, biological process: protein phosphorylation. Bases 278 to 1573 code for a protein of 431 amino acids.